Macrosteles quadrilineatus (aster leafhopper) is the source of this 3591-nucleotide messenger RNA. RefSeq names its product frequenin-1. The coding region runs from base 20 to 616 and encodes 198 amino acids. Lineage: Eukaryota; Metazoa; Arthropoda; Insecta; Hemiptera; Cicadellidae. The transcript is spliced from 7 exons. Gene Ontology annotation, molecular function: calcium sensitive guanylate cyclase activator activity; calcium ion binding. The record is from RefSeq and is a predicted model, not a curated record.
UGGACCGGAGGUAGUCAUCAUGGGGAAGCGGAAUUCCAAACUGAAGCAAGAAACCAUCGACCGCCUUAUGUCAGACACAUAUUUCUCAGAAAAGGAAAUAAGACAGUGGCACAAAGGAUUUCUAAAAGACUGUCCCAACGGGCUUCUAACGGAGCAGGGUUUCAUAAAAAUAUAUAGACAGUUUUUUCCACAAGGGGAUCCUACGAAGUUUGCCUCACUAGUGUUUAGGGUCUUCGAUGAAAAUAAUGAUGGUUCAAUUGAAUUCGAGGAGUUUAUUCGAGCACUUUCUGUGACGUCGAGGGGGAAUCUGGACGAAAAACUUCAUUGGGCGUUCAGGUUGUACGACGUUGACAACGAUGGCUUCAUCACGAGAGAUGAAAUGUACAACAUCGUCGAUGCAAUAUACCAGAUGGUUGGCCAACAGCCACAAGCGGAGGAUGAGAACACGCCACAGAAGCGAGUGGACAAGAUCUUCGACCAGAUGGACAAGAACCACGACGACCGACUGACCCUGGAGGAGUUCCGGGAAGGCAGCAAGGCAGAUCCUCGCAUAGUCCAGGCCUUGUCCCUAGGCACUGACCGCCCGGAGAGAGACAGUUCCACCUCGACCGCGUAAGACCAGGAGCAGUAGGGAGUGUUCAACUGACGGAACUUAUAAUCAGUAAUGGAGUGAGCUCAGGAUGGACUUCAAUAAGCACUGUUAAGUUCCAAGAUUCCAGGAUUUUCCAAAUGUUUCAAUAGCUUGUCAUUUCGUGAUUUUGAAUAUUAAUAGUUUUUUUUAAUUAAAGCGGUUCAAAUCUAAAAAGAAUCUGUGAGGUCGUGUUGGGAAUUACCCAUCCCUCUUUUACUGUACUUCGAAACGUUAUCCUGGCUAACAACAUACCCAGGCUAAGCUAUUUUGGUUCUUAAUUUUGAUAUUAAACAUUCUUUACUAUAAAAGGAAUCGCAGAUUUAAUUUUUCUGGGGAAUAAACAGAACUGUAAUUAUGGAGCGAUAGAAAUCUAGGCUUAUUAUUGGAUCAAAAUCAGGAAUUAAAAAGUAUUUUAGGUUUUUUUUAUGACAUUUAAAGUUUACACGUAGGAGCGGAAUCAAAUGCAAUAUUCUUACUCGUAAUUUGAAUUAAAUCCAAUAACAAAAGGGGAAAAUGUUUUUGAUUAAUAUGUAAAAUAUAACCUACAACUGUUAAAUUAAUUUUGUGAAAAGGGAUAUUUAACACACAUAUACUGUAUAAUAAAGUGACAUGUAAAGGAUAGUGAUUCAAAAAGGUUUUAUAGCUCGAAUUCCAGACAAACCAGUUUCUUCUUUGCUAUCUUAAGGCGUAUACAUUGAGAUUGUAUAGAUUUUUUGUUUUAACUGGGUUGAAUAAUAAAAUUGUAAAAUAAUUUAAAAUGUUACACGUAAUGAUAGAUGAGAUUAGCUCGAAGAAAUUCGUAAAGAUUAAAUGAGUCGUCUAUAUCAGUCAAAAUUAACAAAAAAAAAUGUUUUUAUUGUAUGGUAUUAAUCAAGAAACUACUUUCGAACUAAUAAAUACGUUUUCCUUGUUUCAAGGGAUAGUUAACACGUGCUUAAUAAAGUCCCAACUGACCCUAGUUGAGAUCCCAUGUUUCUUCAUGAUAGUACUCAAAUGUGUUCAUCUGAUCUUGAUAAAGAAUGUUGGAGGUCGAAACAUAAGUACUGUCCAAGGUUUCUGGGAACCUUUGCCUAGAAAAGUUAGAGCGUCGAUGGGAUUUCAACGUGAAUUCUAAAAUCUGUGUGCAAAGUUUUCUUCAAAGUGUUGGAAAGUGUUGGUGAGUUGUGAAGACAUUGACAAUCUACAGUUUUAUCUGAAGCUUUUUUGAAUUCGUACAGUUCCAUUAGUGUUGCAUAUUUAAAUUGCCCGUUUUAGAGCGAAAACCAAAUUUGUCUUAGGUCAUACUAAUUUAUUUUGAUCACUAUUUAUUUAAAUGUAAUCUUGCUCAGUAGUACUAUUUAGUUAGAAAAAUAGGCUAGAUGUCUCCAAGUACGACCUAAAUAUAGCUAUGGCCUUAUUCAUUGCGCUUUGAUUUGUUAAGUUUGCUUUUAAACUGGGUGGAAUAUAAGAGAUGGCUUUUUACUAUGGAUUGAUUGUAAAAUACUGUGCUUACUUUCCAAUAAAAGAGUGUAUGUUCUGUGAUAUUUUUAAACCCUAGAUAACAUUUAUAGCAUUAUUAUUUCCAUUUCAUGCAGAACUUUAAGAAACUUGUGUUAAGGGUAAGAAUUAAUUCGUGUAAUAUAAAUUUCCCUUCAAAAAUCACAGUUAAUACAUAAAUGACGUUAGCUUAACAUUUAGGUAAACUUAUAAUGUAAUGGUGAAAGUGAUCCAAAACUAUGGCAAAAGGAAAAAUAAGUAAUUCAUGUUUUCCUUACAUAAGUUUAUCUACAAAAUGUAAACAAAUCAUUAUUCAAUGUUAAAUUAUUUUACCUACGACCGUUUUUUAAAGUAGCCAUUUCAGUCCAGUUCUUAGAAUUGAAAAGUUUCACUUUACAGCUGUUUACUUUCAUAUCCGCAUAGUUUCAUUUCAUAUCCGCAUAGUUUUCUCAUAUCCACACAGGUAACGGACCAAUGAGGUUCAAGUAUUGAGAGAAAAGAAUUAAAAUUGUAAUGCUUCGAACGUAAACUAAUCAGCUGAUCAGCUGAUCAGUUGACCAAUUUAAUUGUUGAUCCGACUUGUUCAUGUUGAUACUCGCGUAUUCUUAAUUAAGUUGGUGGAAGUCCAAAAAUAAAUGAAAUAUUUGCCGAAUUGUACCUGAUACAAUAUUAUUUAUAGUAAGAAUGCUGCUAGCAAUGUAAUAUUUAACGAAGUUUAACAAACACGUAAUUACAGGAAAUCAGCUGAUUAUACAACAAGUCGUUGCAUCACUUUCAGUGGCAAUGACAAUACACGAAAACAUAACCUCUCUAAAAAGUUAUCAUUAGUGAUUGUUAGUAAUUAAAUCCAGAUUGAUAGUAAUUAAAAAACGGUCGUAGGUAAAGUAGUGUACGCAACUCGCGUUAAUAGUCUUUACGCAAUCGUUGCGUAAACUACUAUUUCUACACAUACUAUAUGCAGUUUUUGUUACAUUCUUCCACGGUUGAAAAUCAUAUUCACAUAUAUAUCAACAGUUUAAUAUCGUAGUAAGCACAAUAUUUUACGUAAAAGCAUGACGGCUCUGACACUUCCUUCAGAAAUCGAAUAAAUAAUUUGGUGUUCGCUCGUAUUAUACUGUUUUAUAUCGCGAUGUCAUCAUUUGUGUAAUAUAUUAAGAGUGUUGUUCAUUUGAAUAUUUUUGUAUAAAUAUAACGAUAUUAUUGUAUUUGUAAAGUACCUAUUUGAAUCUGAAUUGUUAAGAGUGUACAUAUUAUAACAUAAUAUAGCUUUAUGAAUUGUUAAGAGUAUGCACACAAAUCACAUCUCUAUUAUCAUUUAUCCAGCCAACAUAGUUAUAUAGCUUCCGUCCGUGCGCGGAGUCACUCGCAGUGCAAUGCUGCCAAAGAAUAUAUUUAGUUAAAUAUUUUAAAUAUGUGUAAAUUUGUUAAUGUGUAUAAAUUAAGUUCAUUGCAAAAGUUCUUGACAAAAUGUUGUUUUGUCGAUG